AUGAAUAGACUAAAUAACACCCUCUUAACUCUGUCGACCCUGCCAAAGGCUGACCCUUUCGACGUUCUCAACUACGCCUGCGUUUGCCUUGUUCUUGAGAACUUGCACACCAGGGAUCUCCCCUGCGCUCAACAGGUGAACCAGAAUUGGCGCUGGCAGGUAGUCGACUGGAUUCGUACGAGUGGAGUACGCAGGCAUUUCCCAGACGCGCUGCCAGAGAAAGGGGAUAAGGUCGAUGCACUGGACAGGUACAAGCGAUAUGUGAACAAAGGAGCAAGCGCCGAAAGAUGGGUCGCGGGCCUAGCAGUGAAUGCCAAUGGGUACCAAUUGUUUACAGAAUUCAGCACCGCUAGCGAAGGGUUGUGGGCUGCUGGCGAGUAUAUUGGCUACAAGCAAGGCCGCAACCUCUUUGGGGCGCGAGUUGGAUGGCGAGGUGAGGCAGACUCACAUUCAACCCAGACGUCUUACUCAGUCCAAACGCUGGAGACUGCUUUUCCGCCAGGGUUGUCCAAUCCCACCACAAUGACGGUGCACGCGAGAGGAUUGCUAUACGUUACCAGGAGAGACGGCGGUCCUACAGAACGGUACAGGCAAAUUGUCUGCGACCUCAUGAGCGGGGCUAUUUUAUGGUCUGAGACGAUUACGAUUUCGUUUAACGUGGAGAGAACGUUUGGCUCGCGCCACAGUCCGCUUGCGGUUGGACGCGACAGAGUAUAUCAACGUACGGCUAACAGACACCCCGAGGAGAGAGGGAUUCAGGACACCUUCCUCUGGCGACUCGAGGGGCGCGGGGUCCUGGUGCAUCUAUCAUACGACGAGAACUCCGUGGACAACUUCAACUAUGGUUAUGAACGCGAUUGCGAAGGCGAGGGAAACGGCACGUUGUACUUCAUCGAUACCGAGACCGGGAAGAUACUUCAGAAGCUUACCUUCGACUGGUCGCACGACUCUAUCCAGCACAGGUCGGUUCUGGCCAAAGUCUCCGAUCGACGCGAUGAACUGGCCUUUGCUCUCGUGAGCUAUGAUUGCAAGCCGCAUACAUCGCCGCUCACGGCCCGGAUCCAGACAUUCGACUACAGCUACAAGGAGAGGCAAUUCGUGGAGCGUGGCUUGGAAGAGAUCGAUCUAAAGCGCCUGGGCGUGAGUGAACAGAGCGAUGCCUUCGAUUGUGACCCGUUCAAAGGCAUCGUUGUCGCUGCGGACCGCGCAGAGGGCUGUCCUCGCAUCUACCCCCUUCAAACUACCGAGACCAGUGAUUCCAUCAAACCUGUCAAUAUCUUUCUCUACGGCGACCGAGAGCGCCCGGUGCACCCGACGGAGGAGAAUCCAUCCACACAUACAAAUUGCUUUCGUCCAAGAUUCAAGGUCAGCCAAACUAAACAACUGUGCUAA
Aspergillus mulundensis is the source of this 1392-nucleotide messenger RNA. RefSeq lists its product as uncharacterized. Bases 1 to 1392 code for a protein of 463 amino acids. NCBI's taxonomy places the organism in Eukaryota, Fungi, Ascomycota, Eurotiomycetes, Eurotiales, Aspergillaceae. The transcript is spliced from 4 exons. The record is from RefSeq and is a predicted model, not a curated record.